AGAAGAAGUAAACCCGCGAUACGCAAGUCAAGGACCAUGAUAAGAAAUUUCUAAUUUAUAACAGAAGGUUUUUCCUGAUAUAUAUAAAUUAUUUUUGCAUGAAUAAAACAUAUCUACGACACAAUGUGUACUUAUACAAAAACGCGCGAGGCGUUAUAACACGACAAACAACCCGAAGUUUAAAUGUUUUACUCUCGUUAGCUAGUUCGUUGUUUGAGAACAAAGUCUACGAAAAUGGAGGAAAUCGUUAUGGAAUCGGAAUCGGACGAGAUUUCGGGAUCCGCAGCUCAACUGGGUGUUGCUGAUGCUUGGGAAACUGUCACUGCAGCUUUGAUGUUCCCUGGCUGCUCGGUGACGGAGCAGAGCCUAUCUGACUCGUUGGAUCUCCUCUGUCGUCGGGGUCUGGGCCGGCUGCUCGGCGGCUGGCUGCUGGAGACUUUGCAGAUGCGUCUCUCCUCCUCGGUGGUUCCGGAAUUCUGGUCCGGACUCAAACAGCCAGAGAACGAGCUGGAGGAGCGAGGCAGGUCCUGGGUUCUCCUCACCGCCUUUCGGACUCUGAUGGGCAGACUGGAACCUUUUCUGGGUGGUUUGGAGAGGCUGGGCACGUGGCAGGACGAGGGCCAUGGGAGUCUCUGUGGCCCGGGGCCCAGGGGCCUCCAGGAGCGGGCCUUCACCAUCAUCAGGGCCCUCCUCCUCUUCUCCCCCUCCCCUGUUCUCCAGGAGCGAGUGCUGGAGUUUUACAGCAGGACCUUCUCUGUGUAUAUGAACCAGGAGGGGCAGGCCGAGGACGGGGCCGAGGUUCCAGACGGCCCAGAGGGAGGGGUCUGUCGGGGCUGCGGGGUCCCGACGCUGCAGUGCUGGUGUCAGGAGGCCCUGGAGCAGCUGCAGGAGCUCAGCCACGUACUUUCCAAACUGCAGCUGCUGGAGUGGGUCAGCUCCGAGGCCGUCACCUCCAUCCUGCACAAGCUCAUCGAGCAGCGGAUGGAGCAGCACUGCAGGGGAGAAUAUGAACGUUCUUUCCUGCUGGAGUUCCAGGAGUGGCUGGAGCUGGUGCUGGGCUGGCUGAGCAAAGUGUUCGCAAGUGAGGCAGAUGGAGACGGUCCCAGCGCUCCCAGUGCUCCCAGUGCUCCCAGUGCUCCCAGCGCUCCCAGCAUCCAGACCGGCCAGCCUGCCAGCUCCGUCCUGAAGCAGUGGAGGUGCCACAUGCACCAGUUCUUCUGCAGGAUCUACGUCAACAUGAGGAUCGAGGAGCUCUUCAGUAUUAUCAGAGAUUUCCCAGAAUCCAAAGCUGCCAUUGAAGAUCUGAAGUUUUGUCUGGAAAGAACCAACCAGAGACAGCAGCUCCUCACGUCACUCAAAUCUGCCUUCGAGAGCCGUCUGCUGCACCCAGGAGUUCACACAUCUGACAUCCUCACGGUUUACAUCUCGGCCAUCAAGGCCCUCAGAGAGCUGGACCCAUCCAUGGUCAUCCUGCAGGUCGCCUGCCAACCAAUCCGCAAGUACCUCAGGACUCGGGAGGACACCGUGAGGCAGAUCGUAGCCGGUCUGACCGGAGACGCUGAGGGCUGCACGGACCUGGCCUCCGAGCUGUCCAGAGGAGACCCGGUGACUCUGGAGAUGCAGGACAGCGACGAAGAAGGAAACGACCCGGAGGACUGGACCCCAGACCCGACCGACGCCGUCCCCGAUAAGAUGGGCUCGAAACGCCGUUCGUCAGACAUCAUCAGCCUGCUGGUCAGCAUCUACGGCAGCAAGGACAUCUUCAUCGAUGAGUACAGAGCCGUGUUGGCCGACAGACUGCUGCACCAGCUCAACUACAACACGGCCAGGGAAAUCCGGAACGUGGAGCUGCUGAAGCUCAGGUUCGGGGAGUCUCACAUGCAUUACUGCGAGGUCAUGCUGAAGGACAUGGCGGACUCUCGCAGGAUCAACAGCAACAUUCGCGAGGAGGAAUCGAGGCUGAGCGAGGAGGAGCAGCCGCCGCUCUCCCUGUCCUCCAUCAUCCUGUCCUCUGAGUUCUGGCCUCAGCUGAAGGAGGAGAAGCUGGAGCUCCCUCCGCUCGUCUGUCAGGCCAUGGAGGCCUACACACACCGCUACGAGAAACUCAAGGCCAUGAGGACGCUGAGCUGGAAGCCUCACCUGGGCUCGGUCACUCUGGACGUGGAGCUGGAGGACCGCACCCUCACCAACCUCACCGUCUCCCCCAUCCACGCUGCCAUCAUCCUGCACUUCCAGGAAAAAAAUUCUUGGACUCUGGAGGAGCUGAGCGUGAAGCUGGGCGCCCCGAAGGAGCUGGUGCACAGGAAGCUGGCUCUGUGGCAGCAGCACGGCGUGCUUAGGGAGGAGGCGGGAGGGCGCUACUACGUGGUGGAGACGGGCUCGUCCAAAGAGAAGAUGGAGAGAGGUGUGAUGCUGAUCGACAGCGAUGAGGAGAGAGACUCCAACACCACCACCCAGUCUGAGCAGAGGGAGGAGAAGCUGCAGUUGUUCUGGGCCUACAUCCAGGCCAUGCUGACCAACCUGGACAGCAUGACGCUGGACCGCAUCCACUCUAUGCUCCGCAUGUUUGUUGCCACGGGACCCGUUGUCACGGAGAUGGACGUCAACGAGCUGGAGGCCUUCUUGCAGAGGAAGGUCCGUGAGCAUCAGCUGAUGGUCUCUGCAGGCGUCUACAGACUCCCCAAAUCCAACUGAUGAAGGAGGCGCAGGAGAGCAAAACAAGGACGAACGACUCAGGUGUGACGCUGCAUUCAAGCGCUGUGGGAAAUUUGUAAAAUGCUGUUCUCCUCAGCAUUUUGGAAGGACUACUGCAAUUGCUAACUUCAGCUCAGAGUAAAUCACAGCUUGUUCUGCAGACAGACCCUGUUUUUCAAAUUAAUUCUGACGUCACCCAGAAGCUGAAAGCAGAAAGGAAAGCACCCCCGCCCUCUAAACAGCAGCACCAUGCUGAUGCUGCAGGUGUUGUGAAGGUCUCUGGUGUCAAACACUGAUGUAUUAUAAUUAUAAAAGCGCUUUAAUGUCUCGUGUGUUUGUCUGAACUGAGUUGCUGACAACUGAAACGUGUUGAGUUUCCUGUAAAAGCUCCAUCAUUGUUGGGGGCGGGGGGCACAAACCUAAAAGUCAUGGUUUGUAAGUCAACGUGUAAGAGUUGAGUCUUGACUUGUGUCCCAGGUUCUGAGUCCAAACCAAGAACUUGUCUAGUUUCUAAACUGAGCUGACAGGUUUUGACUCAGUGCUGGAAUAUAUCUACAUUUACUCACAUACUGGACUUGAGGUACUUUAUUUAAGUGUUUAAAUUUUACUCUAACUUUUACUUCACAAUUCAGAGGGAGAUAUAUUUUCUGACAUCUGGAGACACUUUUAUGCUUAAAAUAACAGUAAAAUGCUGUAAUUAAAUAUUUCUUCACGGAGAUUUUGUUGCUGUUACUUAAAGCAUCUAAAAGCUUCCAGCAGCUGGAAGAAACGUGGGAUUUUGGGCACAAUAAAUUCAGGAUUU
Molecule: messenger RNA, 3496 nt
Organism: Chelmon rostratus (copperband butterflyfish)
Lineage: Eukaryota; Metazoa; Chordata; Actinopteri; Chaetodontiformes; Chaetodontidae
Gene: anapc2
Product: anaphase promoting complex subunit 2
Exons: 14
Coding region: 235-2694 (819 amino acids)
Biological process (GO): ubiquitin-dependent protein catabolic process
Cellular component (GO): anaphase-promoting complex
Molecular function (GO): ubiquitin protein ligase binding
Source: RefSeq, a predicted model, not a curated record